Messenger RNA from Cimex lectularius (bed bug), 3920 nucleotides. RefSeq names its product zinc finger protein 800. The record is from RefSeq and is a predicted model, not a curated record. Lineage: Eukaryota; Metazoa; Arthropoda; Insecta; Hemiptera; Cimicidae. Bases 339 to 2804 code for a protein of 821 amino acids. The transcript has 9 exons.
GGUUAGUCGGGCCGAGGUGGGCGGAUAAGAAGCGGAUAACAGACAGAAAAUCCGUAGUGAUAACCGUACAAAAGAAGAAGCGGUGAAGAAGUGGUUCACUUUGUCGGAGAAGGCGUUCGGAUAGAAUUCGAACCCUGUCCCGUGGAAGGGCAACGUCGCGAAAGGGGGCAGAGUGGGGCGAGACAGGUGCUGGCCUCGGGCCUGCGGCCAAGCUGGUAACUAGCGUUCCUCCUUCUGAUCCGGACUCUCAAUCCCAACAGUCAACUGCUUGCUUAUUGUAUGUUGAAAUGCGACGGACGGAAUUCUAGCAAGGAACUGCUGAAAUUUAUGCCGUAGCGAUGAAAGGUAAACCGCUGAGAAACAAACCAAAUACUAAACCUAUGAGGAUGAAAAAGCAAAUCAAGGCAUACAAUAAAAAAGGAAAGGAGAAAAAACAGGAUGUUUCUGUUUUGCACCAACCGGUCGACGCUUCAAUUGACUCCCUCUCAGACAUAAUAAAACUUUUCGAAGACAGCUCUCCUGAGCUCAAAAAAAUCCUAGAUGAAGAAUGUGAUAUUAUUUAUGAAUGCAAGGCGUGCAGGUCGUUAUUUAGGAGCAUGCCAAAUUUCGUUACGCACAAGCGCUCCUACUGUUUGUCCAAGUUUAAAGAGAGGAUGUCAUCGCUUAACGGAGAGUUUAAGGAGCAGACGCUGAUGCUCGGCAAACAGCGCGGAAGUAUGCUGUCAACAAGGACGACGUUGAGGAAGGACAUAUUGACUCUCCUGGACAGCGUGAGCAGCAUCAAAGUCGACUACAACAUCAAUGGGCCGUUUGUGGUACGAGAAAUGGACAAGACUUCUCAAAGCUUACUCCACAGCUUCAAUCACGAGGGAAAGCAUCCAACUGUUGAAAGAAGUGCAACGAUCGGUCCCGAUGGGCGAUUCUUGGGUGCUAAAUCACCCGAGCCCGAAGACAUCAAGUGUCCACUGUGUGAGCUUCACUUCGAUUCACAAAACGCUCUCAGCGACCACAGCCAGGAGAAGCACCCCAAACUGAAAGACUACUACGUCUGCCCGUGCUGUAAACAGUGUUUCGUUAACGCUUGGAGUGUUUACAGGCACAUGUACAAAGACCAUAGAAAGACAAGCGAGGAAGUAAGAAGGUUAAGGAGUCAGAUUCAAAAGCAACAUAUUUAUUCUGAGGAAGAUAACACUAAGACUGAUGACAGCAUAGAAGAAACAGUUGAUAGUGAUGAAAAAGAGAUGAAAGAAUUUGAAGAACGUCAUAAGUGCGAAUGUUGCGGGAGGCAGUUUGAGAGAAAAGUGGCAAUGUUAUCACAUUAUACAUCGUGCUUGAGGAAAUCACGUAGUGAUAAAUUAGAUAAUAAAAAAAGACAUUUUCCUUCAGAAGUGCCUUCAUCUACUCCAAGCCAGUUGAAAAUAAUGGUUCGAACAGAUUAUAAAAAGCAAAAACUGUCGGCACCUGAUAACCUUUUAGACAAUCUUUUACAGCCCAAGAUAGUAUUAACGAAGACUGAUUCUUUCAUUUCGCCUGAAAGUCAUAAGCAAAAUAUAUCAAACAAUGUCGAUACACAAGGUAUAUUGAAUAAAUCAGAAUCUAAGCUCGAAACGAAAAUUCGGGAGCUUCACCACAUCCGAUUACAAUUAGGAACCGGGAAUAAUAAAGUUCAGAAAUGUGACAGAUUAAUGGCUUCGAAUCCUCACAUUAUUAAUAUAAGUUCGGACGAGUUCGAGUACGAUGACGAAAGUGAGACUGCGGAACUUAAUCAAAAGUCGAGUGAUAAAAAAGCCGAUGAUUCAACAACAGAUGAUGUUGGAAGUAUAUUAACAGAUGAGUAUAGGUUUGGAUCAGGAGAAGAAGAAGAAGAGCGUGAAGGUGAGGAAGUAUUGGGCCGUAGAGAAAAUGGCAAAGAAAUAAUCACCACAGAUAACAAAUUUGAACCAGUUGAAAAUGGGGGAGAGAAUCUAGACCAUCUGAUAGAUAAACAGCCUGAAUUAGUUUACCUAAUUAGCGAUUCGGAAGAUGAUUCUUUUAGAGUACAAGAUCAACGUAGUAUAGUCGAACCUGAAAGUACAAUAAAUGACGAAGAAGAAAGUCCAUCUAUUGUGAGAAACGAUAUUUCCCCCAGGAAUACAUUAAAUGAUACUUCUAUUUCAAGUACAGAGCUUUCGCCUGUAAUAAAUGGAGUAGAAUAUCAUGAAGUUGAAGGUGAAGAGGAAAAUUCUAGUUCUUAUUUAAAGGAUUGGUGGACGAUCAGGAAGAUAGAUACUUAUAUUGACCGCUCAAAAAAGAAAUGUGUCAUAUGUUUCAAAGUGUUUUCUAGGGUGCAGUUUGUUAGGCGGCACGUUGCCCGACACUUUGGCAUAACUAAUUACAGAUGUAAACUCUGCGACCUUGAGUGUUUCCUCCGUGCUGACAUUCUUAGCCAUAUGUUAAAAGCUCAUAAUCUUAAGUACCCUCGGAACAUUAACAGUGAGUACUGUGAGAGGGUCUUCCCUAAGGAAUCCUCUUUCAGCAAGUUUCCGCUUGCUCUUGAUGAUUCAAAUGAUGACGAGAUGCCUGAAGAACAGCAGAUGUCUAACGGGCAUGACAGGGAUGCCAAAAUCUCCAGUAGCUCGUCGCUGCUGGAUUUGGACGAUGGGCUCUGCGCGGACCAAGAAAAUGAAAAAAAUACAAAAACCAAUCCCUAUGAUACUGACUUAGACGAUCUAGUCAAUACAGAGAGCCCAAGUGAUGAAAAGCUUAAAGCACUUAUGAUGGAAGUCAUUUUUGGAACAAAGCCUGAUGAAACUGGUAACCUGUAACCAAGUUUUUUGAAGUUAUCUUAUAAGAGGAAGAAAAGGAAGCAUUAUUUUUUUGGAUAUCUCAGAAGUAAGCACUAAAGAGAUAUCUUUCAUAAAAGAGUUUCUAUCGCUCGAUAAUUGUUCCUUGAGUACAAGCUCAGUUAUGUGAUUUCUUUUUCAAAAUGAAAUUCAAGAGACAAAUAUGAUUAAUAAUCUGUUUAACAAAAAAUAAACAAAUAAAUAAAGAAAUUGAACAUUUUUGCAAGAGGAUUAUCAGAAUUGAUAUUAUAAAGGACAUGUACAUGUGUAUUUAGAUUCAUUAUUAAACCAUAGUUCCUAGUGGGGGGGGGGGGUUAUGUCUCUUAUAAAAGUUGCCAAACUAGAAUGUAGACACCUUAUUCAGGUAGGAAUGUAUAUUUAUUUUCUUAACAUUCAAAUUAUUUUGACAAUUUUUUUUUUUAAACUUUACACCUGUAUUUAACACUUUCUGUGAUUUUUUUAUGUAUAAAGUAUGGAAGGUAAGAGGAAAAUAAAUUAAUUGUGAUUUAAAUUAAGAGUGAUGAUUAUUGUACAUUUUGUGCUGGUGUAUAUAUUUUUUAUUUUUUGAAAAAAAUGUUUAUUUUAGUUUUAUGGUUUAUUGAGAAGUUAGAAGUUUGAAAUAUCUGUUAUAUAACAAAAUUGUUUUGUAUUUUAUAAAAGGCUAUAACAUUAUAUUUUUCUUUCUCCAAAACAGGUAUUAAAUGUGAAUUGUUACCUGUAUUAUUAUUUAAAUAUUUGGCCAGAAUAUAUUUUCAAACAAUAAAUAAUAUCUUUAUGGCAUGUUUUCCAGUUGUCUCUCCCAAAAUGUUUACAGCAUAAAAGGAAUAAUGUACAUUCAUAAUUUAAAGCAUUAUUUUUAGCCUAAUUGUUUUUAAGAUCAAAUAACGAUAUUGCAAAAUUUAUGUUACAUAUUAAUAUCUUAAAUUAAAACAAAACAAAAACCAGUUUUAUUUGUAAAAUAACUUCUGUGUCAAAAAAUGUCAAGAGAUCACAUUUGAAUAAAAUUGGAUGCAAAAUUCUAAUCAAUAUCGAUCUCGAAUUCAAUAACUUGGAAAAAUAUAAUAAUUUUCUAUGACAAUAAAAUUUAAAAUAAUCUCA